This is a messenger RNA of Toxotes jaculatrix (banded archerfish), 3541 nucleotides long. RefSeq names its product GRB2-associated-binding protein 1-like. The transcript is spliced from 14 exons. NCBI's taxonomy places the organism in Eukaryota, Metazoa, Chordata, Actinopteri, Toxotidae. The record is from RefSeq and is a predicted model, not a curated record. The coding region runs from base 405 to 2780 and encodes 791 amino acids.
GACGUAGAAAUCCUCUCUGAAGGAGGUGUGAUCGUUCACUCAGCCGUCGACGGAGGAGCAGCUCCUUCGUCCCUGGAUGGAAGCAGCUGAGCCGGGGCUGGUUUCAGCUGAACUUCGCCUGAAAAACGGAUAAACCGACCGGACGCCUUAUCAGCGGAUCUCUGAAGUUUUUCUGAACUGAUCGGAAGUCUGAUCGACCAACCGAUUUAAGGAUCAGCUGAUCUGAAGCCCGAUUAAGCCCGAGUCUCACUCGUUUGAUUCACCAGUGGACUGGUUUGGCACUUGAUUGGUCGAGUCUGACCGAAGGCUGGGAAUCCCCAUCAACUAAUUGGAAGCCUGAUCAGCCGCCGAGGAGCCGGGCUGAUUGAUUGAUAGAUUGAUUGAUCGAUCGAUCGAUCGGCACAAUGAGUGGAACAGGGGAGGUGAUGUGUGAAGGCUGGCUGCGAAAAUCUCCGCCUGAGAAAAAGCUCCGGCGUUAUGCGUGGAAGAGGCGCUGGUUCGUGCUGCGAAGCGGUCGACUGAGCGGAGAACCGGACGUCCUGCAGUACUACAAGAACCAACAGUCCCGCCGACCAAUCAGGACCAUCAACCUGAACCUGUGUGAACAGGUGGACGCCGGCCUGUCGUUCACGAAGAAGGAGCUGGAGAGCAGCUUCGUUUUCGACCUGAAGACGGAGGAGAGGAUCUGGUACCUGGUGGCCGAGUCUGAGGAGGACAUGAACCGCUGGGUGUCCUCCAUCUGCCGGCUCUGUGGCUUCAACCCCACUGAUGAAGUUCCAGAGAGACCGGCUGUCUCUGGCCUGUCCUCCGUCACCACAGUGACCAGCGGCACUGCCGCCAUCACCACGGUAGCCGGGUCGGUCCCACCCCCCUACGACCCUGUGAGCGUGCGACACCUGGAGCCUGAAGGCCACGCUGAAGAAGACUACCUGUGGUUAUCACACUGCCAGAGCCACAUCAGGCCUCCUUUAGGUUCCUCCACCUCUCUUGAAACCGACUACAACGACAGCCUCUUCCCUCCUCCCUCUGCCACCUCCUCCUCCUCCUCCUCUUCCUCCUCUCCUUCCCUGCUUCCCAACGGCCUCCAACUUCCAUCUUCCUCUUCCUCCGGCUUUAGGACGGCUCCAUGGAGCGUUGCCUCCAUGACAGGUCCUCUCAGCCAGUCUCUGGAUGCCAGCAUGACCUCUGACCUCCAGAAGCGAGCAGGCAGACCUCGUUGUCACCCUUCCCCUCACCCCAGGAAGCACUCCCUGGAUUUCCACCUGCGUCCCAUGGCAAUACCACUCAGUGAUGGUACACACUCCAACGUGCAUCCAAAUAUACACUCAUACACCACCAGCGGUUACCAGGUCCCCCGGCCGGCAUCCACCCCACAACCACGACCCGCUCGCCGCCCGUCCUCGACCCCGAGUGUGGACUCUCUAACCCAGGCGGAGCUCCAUGCCUCCGCCCCGACACCUCCUCCACGCCCGCCAAAACCCCAUGCGAUCGCAGCCCAGGGAGAGAGCUCAGCUGUGGGCACGGGACCUGCCACACUCCCCCGAUCCACGUUAGAGCCUGAGAGGAAGGAUGGAUACGUGGAAGGGGGAGGUGGAGGUGUGCCGAGGAGUAACACCGUCAGUAUACCGGGACGCACACAAACAGGCUGUGAGUCCUUUCACGUCCCUCGGUCGCUGUCUGACAGAGCGAGCAUGUUUGAGUUCAGCGAGAGCUUCAACAGUUACUUUUUUAAUAAAGGCAUGGUACCUCUGGGUAGUGUUUGCUCCGAAGAUGACGAUGUGGACGAAAACUACGUUCCCAUGAGCGCUGCCACCACUGAGCCUCCUGUUGCUCCAAGGGUGCCUCCACCUCCUCCCUCUGACGCCUUUGUCCAACUCCAAGAUGGCAACUACGUUCCCAUGACGCCCCUCACCCUUCCCCCUCCCACUCACCCCCCCACUGCCACAGGUGACCUGGCUUCCCUGGGUAGACAAGUGCCUCCACCCGUCCACAUGGGCUUCCGUAACUCCCCCCUGACUCCAGCUGCUCCCCUCACUCCGCCGCUACAGAGGAAUACCACGAACGCUGCCAGUGGGUCAGAGGUCGAAGCCAUGCCACCUCCAAUCCACCGCAACCUGAAACCACAACGCAGAGGGACGUGUGUCACUCAGCCUGCGGACAGAAGCGAUGGACAGACCGCUGGAGGACCGACACACAAAACGAGAGGUUUGUCACUUGAGAACAGUCCAGCAGUCAAACCAGCUCCCCUGGACAUCGCUCCAAUGCCGCAGGACUGGCAGGAAGUCCCUCCCCCUGUCCGCUCACCUGUCACAAGAACCUUCACACGAGAUCCCUCCAGCUGUCGGUCAGUCAGGCCGAACUCUUCUCACAGCUCGUCCCCGUCCUCCGACUCAGACGAACCUGAUGACAGCUACGUCUCCAUGUCCACCUCCAACCUCAGUUUCAGUGCUGGGGAGCCGUCUCUGAGGCUUAUGCUGCACAGGGCCUCAGAGGGCGGAGUCAGCAGCCCGUUGCUACGGCGAGGCAGAGGCGACAAACAGGUGGAGUACCUUGACCUGGACCUCCACACUGGGCGAUCGACACCAACACGACAGAAACGCUCCACGGAGGAAGGUGGGAACGACGGCAACACGCAGGCCGGAGCCGAUGAGGAGCGUGCACGGUGUGAGCGUACACGUGUGGACUACGUGGUGGUGGACCCCAAAAGGACCAAGGCCCUGAGAAACACCAGGGAAGCAUGGCAUGAUGGGAGGAUGUCCACAGAGAAGGAGAAAUGCUAGAAAUCCACAGGAAAACAAAAAACAGACAUGCUUUCUUUAAAAGUAAUAAAUGACAUCAGAGGCAGACGUAAUCUGUGCAAUAAAAUAAAAUGAAAUUAUUAGGAGUUUAUAAGUUUUAACUAAUGCUUCACUAGUGUAAAAACCCCCUGAACGUUACGUGUUGGAAGGACUCUGGAAGUCUCUGAGUCUGUGCCGAGUCUGUCUCCCACUACAAAUGGUUUCGUUUUUAAAGACGACUCAGCAACUUCUUAAAAUAUUAAAUGCAGUUUUUAGAGAAAGUAUUCAAACAGGUAGAACUAGUGUGUUCUAGUUUUGGCGUUGGAUUAACCCACAUUUGUCAGUUUAGUGUCUUACUGGUCUAAAUGUGUGUUCAGUUUCUAAUAGAUAAGAUACGCCUUUAUUAGUCCCACAGUGGGGAAGUUACUUCCUCAGCAGCAAAGAGGAAGAUACAGUAAGAUACGGGCACUCAGAAUAAACAGAAGAUCAAGCUGCACCUCCGUCUGUCUGCACACGAGUCAAACCAAGCAUCAGAGCUGGGAUUUUAAACUUCAUGUUUCCUGCUGAAUGAGAGAAAAACAUGUUGAACUGUGGCAACAAAUCAGACGUUUAAUUCACGAAUGAAUUUCAUCCUGCAGCGAGGGAUUGUGUCAGAUCAGAUCCGUCCUCGCGACGGGUUUAAUGUUACUGCUGAGUUCAUUCAUUCAUUGUGUGAAGUGUCCCCAGAGCAACGACUGUCCAACUGAAUAAACAACUGAACGCUG